Molecule: messenger RNA, 1870 nt
Organism: Gryllus bimaculatus (two-spotted cricket)
Lineage: Eukaryota; Metazoa; Arthropoda; Insecta; Orthoptera; Gryllidae
Source: the annotation of a GenBank genome assembly
AAUUCCAAUUUUCUUUUGCAGACGUUUGUGGUAGUAAGCAAAGGAAAGGACAUCUUCAGGUUCAGUGCAACAGAUGCCAUGUGGAUACUUGAUCCGUUCAACCCUAUCCGAAGAGUGGCAAUUUACAUCCUUGUUCACCCUCUAUUUUCACUCUUCAUCAUCACAACCAUCCUGACCAACUGCAUCUUUAUGAUCAUGCCCACCACCCCAACAAUUGAAUCCACAGAAGUAAUUUUUACUGGCAUCUACACAUUUGAAUCGGCCGUUAAGGUGAUGGCCAGAGGGUUCAUUCUACAGCCUUUUACGUACCUUAGAGAUGCAUGGAACUGGCUGGACUUCGUAGUAAUAGCUUUAGCAUAUGUUACGAUGGGCAUAGAUUUAGGAAACCUGGCCGCCUUGAGAACUUUCAGAGUGUUGAGAGCAUUGAAGACUGUAGCCAUUGUCCCAGGGCUGAAGACCAUCGUAGGAGCUGUGAUUGAGUCUGUGAAGAACCUGCGGGACGUGAUCAUCCUCACCAUGUUCUCGCUGUCCGUGUUUGCCUUAAUGGGGCUCCAAAUUUAUAUGGGAGUCCUUACACAAAAAUGUAUCAAAAUUUUCCCCACGGACGGGUCUUGGGGAGAACUGAAUGACGAGAACUGGUUUAGGUUCAAUUCAAAUAAAUCUAAUUGGCAUGGUUCAGGCCCAGAAUAUAUAUUAUGUGGAAAUUCAUCAGGAGCUGGGCAAUGUGAAGAAGGGUACAUAUGCCUGCAAGGGUUUGGCCAGAACCCUAAUUAUGGGUAUACAAGUUUUGAUACAUUUGGCUGGGCACUUCUAUCAGCUUUCAGAUUGAUGACUCAAGAUUACUGGGAGAACCUGUACCAGUUGAUUUUGCGGUCAGCAGGGCCUUGGCAUAUGUUGUUUUUCAUUGUGAUCAUCUUUCUGGGAUCUUUUUACCUUGUCAACUUGAUCUUGGCCAUUGUCGCCAUGUCGUAUGAUGAGUUGCAGAAGAAGGCUGAGGAAGAAGAAGCAGCUGAGGAGGAAGCUCUGAGGGAGGCAGAGGAGGCUGCUCAGGCGCGAGAGAACAAGUUGGCGGCGCGGGCAGCAGCAGCUGAGGCUGCAGCGCACGCCGCCGCUCACCCCGAGCAGGUUGUGAAGUCUCCAUCAGAUUUCUCAUGCCAUAGUUACGAACUGUUUGUUGGUCAGGAAAAAAUAAAUGAUGAUAACAACAAGGAAAUGAGCAUCCGAUCAGAGGGAGGGGACUCGAUCAGUGAGCAUCGGUCACGCAUGGGGGGCCCCAACGGCAAGGUGCGCAAGGUCAGCGCGGUUCCCUUCCGAGACUCAAACCCACCAUUUAAAGGGCCGAUUCAUUAUGCUUAUGCAGACAGCCUGGUGAAGGUAUGUGUCCACCCCAUGGGACAGCAAGUGCACUGUUCUCCCACCACCCUUUAUUUCAAUAGUACAAUAAUAUUAAUCAGAGAGAUGCAUUUAAAAGAACUUGAAUACUUCUGAACAAAGCUUGUUUGCUGCUAGAAACACUGUUAAGUCAUUUUAAAUAUAUACUUUAUAGAAGACUUAGUUUAAACAUUUUUUGGAAGUUUUGUGUAUUAAAAAUAAGUCAAAAUACUCUAUGAAGGAAAUAUUUUUUCCUUAUAUAUUUUCUGACUUUUCAUUUAAAGGUAAUAUAGUCAGAAAUGUAUGCUUCUUGAAGUCUGUACAUGGAAGCUUCUUGAGUCUGUACAUGGAAAAAAGUAAUUGUGAAAUGAACAAAACACAAUAAAAAUGCUAAUUCUCACUUUAUUAGUAAUAUGCUGAUUCAUUAGUUGUAGUAAGAACAUACCAAGAGAUAACUGUGGAUUUUCUCGUGAUAGCAAAACUAAUAUAUGUGGAAAUA